Neoarthrinium moseri is the source of this 1221-nucleotide messenger RNA. RefSeq lists its product as uncharacterized. The record is from RefSeq and is a predicted model, not a curated record. The transcript has a single exon. Gene Ontology annotation, molecular function: hydrolase activity. NCBI's taxonomy places the organism in Eukaryota, Fungi, Ascomycota, Sordariomycetes, Amphisphaeriales, Apiosporaceae. Bases 1 to 1221 code for a protein of 406 amino acids.
AUGGAUCCCUCUCUCCUCAUUUGGAAUUCGGGCAGGCUAGGUACACACAGUACUGACAUAGGCCCGCAGUGGUGGAACGAUCCCCAUGGAUGCAUCUCAUCUCGGGGCGUGACUUGUGCAACUGCUGGUACAUCCAACCGUAACCUAUCUGCAGGUAUAAGUUCUCCAAAGGGAUUCGAGCCAGCGCCAAGUCUACAGCCGGAACUACCUAGGUAUACGUGCACUCGUCCAUGCUCCAAUCUGCCGGGCUCCAUCAAGACGUCCACGGGUGCCAUUACCGUCGAGAGUCUCACCAGCGCAGACGCCCAUCUCAAAUCCGAAACCAUGUCAAAUACGCCUGCCGAAUCAUGGGACUGCCAUGUGCACGUCUUUGAUCCUGCACGCUUCCCGUUUCGCAGGGACCGGGCUUAUACACCAAGUCCAGCCCCAGUAGACAGCCUCCAGGAGAACACACAAUCCACCAGCAUCGUCCUAGUUCAAGCCAGCCCGGAGGAUGGGCACCAUGGCCUCGUGACACAAUUGAGGGAGGCAAGGGAAGACUACCCAGGCACGACCUUUUGCGCCUCCAUCAUGACUGAAGAUACACCAGAGCGCGAUGUGGCUAGAUUCUCGCCUGCGUCGAUAGACGCCUUACAUGCACUAGGAGUGCGGUCUAUACGCCUCCAAGGGAGCUACAACAGCUUUGCAUCUCGUGCAGAUCGGUUGAAGGCGUAUCUCUCGACCCUGGCGAGGUCUUAUCCGGUGAGCACUUGUGGUUGGUCUAUUUCCAUGCAGAUGGACCUCGCAGUCUGGAGCGCCAUCCACGACUUCCUGGCCGACGGCCAAGGCGGCGCCGGCGGCAUUUCCCCUACCGUUAAGCUGGUUGCAGAGCACGGGGCUUGUGCGAGGCCCAGUGAUGUCGGCAGUCGCGAAUUUCAGUCUUUCCUGGCGCUUUUGCGUACCGGACGCGUCUAUGUCAAGAUAUCGGCCUUAUACCGAAGGGCGCCGGGGAAUUUCCGCCUCAUGCGAGACAUCGUCCAAGCUUACGCCCAAGCUGCACCAGAAAGGAUUCUGUGGGGUUCAGACUGGCCUCAUGUGGACGCGUCCAAAGGCGGGCUGGAGCCGACACCCCACGAGCCGGCUGCGGACUGGCGAGCAGAGCUAGACACAAUCCGCGAAUGGCUCACGGAGCAGCAAUUCUUCAAUAUGCUCGUUACAAACCCAGCCCGACUAUACCACUGA